Messenger RNA from Daphnia pulex (common water flea), 2156 nucleotides. Its product is annotated as plasmolipin-like. Lineage: Eukaryota; Metazoa; Arthropoda; Branchiopoda; Diplostraca; Daphniidae. The record is from RefSeq and is a predicted model, not a curated record. Gene Ontology annotation, cellular component: membrane. The transcript is spliced from 5 exons. Bases 264 to 812 code for a protein of 182 amino acids.
UGGCGUUGCUGCCAUGCGCAGAUAAUAUGCGUGAUGUUUCUUUCCUCCUCCCCCAAGUUCCCGCUUUGCCACCCCACUGAGAAAACACUACGUUCAUACGUUGACGGCUUGACGGUUGCGUGUGUUUAGAUUCUCUCAACAAAGCACAAGUUUUUUUUUUGUGAAUCGUUAAAUAGUGAUCCUGUGCCUAGUCAAGUGUUAUUUCAAUUUAGCAGCAGCAGCAGCUGGAAACUACCAAAGUACCAACAAGGAAUUAAGAGAAGAUGGCUGAAACAGGAUUUCCUGGAACCUACUCGACGACGACCGUCACACAGACGGCUACCACAGUCACCACUAAUAUCCGCUUUGAUCCAUCCUACAUCCGUACUAUUCCGGGCAUGUUGAAAAUAGCCAUUAUGGUUUUAAAUAUUCUCGGUUUUAUCUGCGUGAUGGUGUCGGAAGUUAAUUGGCACUCGAGGGCCAACUGGUUCAACUUUUGUGCGAUGGGAGGCUUUUGGAUCACGGGCAUCUUAUUGGCCUUCUACCUCUUUCACGUCAUCGAGAAGCUUUAUUUCGUUCCCUGGAUUAUGGUGGAGAUGGGCUAUUGUGGCCUGUGGUGUUUCUUCAUGCUCACUGCUUCGGCUGCUUGCGCAGCUCAAGGCAGUCUCUUUGAAGCUUGGGCUGCCGCUUCGUUCUUUGGAUUCAUUUCCAUGAUUGUCUACGGAGUCGACGCUUUCUUCAAAUUCAAGGGCUGGCGCGCAGGAGAAAUUGCUCAGGGCGAACGAGUCCGGAGCGUCCAAAAGAGCGAAACCGUAGGCACUCCUGCCUAUUAACCUGCUAAACAAUUCUUUACGACGAAAAAGAAAAAAAAGAAAAAACAGCCCAUCACCUUCCAUACUUCCCUCCUUUCGGUCAUUUGCAAAUUCAAUUUACUACACAGCGUGAUCGAGAAACUAUUUCCGUUCACUUUUCCCAAUAGCCUCCACCGUUUAAAUUCAAUCCAAUGGAACUCGGCAGCUUUUUUUUUACAUUCUAGGAAGGCAUUUCUGGACCCCCUCCUAUCGUUGUAGCAGCUUGUUGGCCACUCAACAUGUGUUCCAUUUAGCCACCAUUUUACACUGAGUAUUUGCUCGUUUUUUAACCAUGUGUGUUGCGUAUGCGUGGAAAGGCAGCUGUUUUUCUGUUUGUUUCCCCCACACUCGAUUUUUUUUUCUCAUUACUAAUGUACCGCGCCUUCUGGCAGAGAAAAGCUAGUGAUCGGAAUUUUAGUCUAUCGUUUAGGUAUUUUUUCCCCUCUCAUCCUGUGAGGGGUGUAGGUCCAACGAAAACAAAUUUUUUUUUCUCAAAACUGCGGAGUCUUUUUUCCGUUGAUUUCUCGCAGUCAAAAAAUGGUUGAAUCAUUUUCUCUCCAGUCGGCUUGAUCUUUCCCUGUCAUCACAGGGAAUAAACAUUUGAAUUUUUGUGGGGAAUUACAAAUAGCUUGAAGCUUCCACCGCCUAUCCGAAUCUAUUUGAUAUCAAUUGCUUCACAUGUAAUAAUAUUCGGAUGACAAUUCUAUGAAAUAGCUUUCAUCGUUUCGUGGUUAAUUCUUCGAGUAAAUUUCAUUCAAGCGAACAGUGCCCCGAUAGACCGACUCCCGAUGUUUCUCUUUUCCCAAUUUUAGUCGUCUUUAUGAUAUUCCCUAUUUUGGUUUGUCUCAGUCCCCUUCCCUGGCCUCCUACUCGCAUGAUCUCAUCUGUGUGUAAGUGUGUGUGUAUUUUUUAAGGCUGGGCAUUUAGAUGCCACCAUUCGCAGGACUGAGAAUUUAGUCUCUUCCCAUCAUCACCGGUACAUCGCAGCUUUAUAAUAGUUAAGAGAAAACAAACUAGGAAUUGAAAAAUUUCCGGUUCAAGUAUUACGUGAGAAAUCCAAAUGCCUGUUUCACAGCAGCGACAUUUCCUUUUUUCCCGACAUUUUGAGUUUUUUUUUUUUUUUCGUUUUCUCUCCAUUCAAUAUUCCUAAAUUCAUAUCCUGUAUGUAUGUGUGUGUGUGCGUGUGUGUUGAUUAUAGAAAUUUGUUGGGGUGGUAGAGACCAAAAAAAAAAAAGAGACAAAGGUCACGGAAAAGUAAAACAAACGAGAUUGUACUAUUACAAUCAUCAAUAAGAGAAAUAAAUACACUCCCCACCUCCCGCGCGA